CAACACCUUCUUCCAAAAGUUCGUUAUCUAUGCUCGUAUUUGGUUAUGGUUCCAAAUUAUUUGACAAUAAAGUAUUAGCACAAAAGGUGGAGGAUGGCAAGUUCUUGAUUCCUUGGCAAAGUAAUGAUGAUAACCAACAUUUGAUGUUGGACAGAUAUGAUAUUCGACACAUGAUGGAUAACUUGGACGAUAUAUCAGAUACAUUUGGAGAAGAAUUCGAUGCUGAGAUUGAAGCAGAAUGCGAUCAAGAACGAUAUGCAGAUUUGCGAGAUCAAUAUGGGGAUACAGCUGACGAAGAAGAAGACGAGAACGCCAUAGCAGGUCACAAAAGAAAACGCACUGGAAACGAAUACCGAUAUGACUAUGAUAAAGACACUACUACUACUACAACAACAACAACAUCAACAACGGCGAAUAAAUGCUCCAGUGAUAUUCAAUCCAUGAUUCAGCAAUACAAUGUACCAGAGACUAUGUCCAUACCUUCAUCACCUCCAUUAGUAGAUCUGAUUGAUAAGACUGCACUCAACUUGAUCACUACGUCCAAAACAAAUCGUCAACCUAUCAUGGUAUGUGAAAUUCAGUUCCAGGUACGACACUGUCAAGAUCCUCAAUAUGAUUUUCUCGGCAAGCAACAUGAUCUUUAUCCAUUUUAUCGCCAAGUACUACAUUAUCAUCAAAUCAAUAGCAACAAUCAUCUUGAUCAGGAAAACGGCAAGACAACUCUAGGAAGUUUAGUGGAUUACGGUAGUGAUAGCAGCAAUGAUGAAGACGACGACAAUGAUAAAACGAAACAAGACAUGGACAAUAUACCAACAGAUGUGAUACACAUUAUACAAAAGACAGCUCAAUCAGUUGCUAAGAUAGGAUUGGAUUUGGAACACAAAAUACGACGGCUACGAGCACAAGAUCCUAAAUUUGGUUUUUUACAAACUGAUCAUCCACAUCAUGAUUAUUAUCGGAGGAUAGUCGAAUCUUAUCAACAGAACCUUACAUCGAAAUAAUAUUUCUUUUUCUAUAUAUAUAUAAUAAAUAAAAAUCUGAUAUCUGUUGACUUCGU
Molecule: messenger RNA, 1057 nt
Organism: Halteromyces radiatus
Lineage: Eukaryota; Fungi; Mucoromycota; Mucoromycetes; Mucorales; Cunninghamellaceae
Product: alternative splicing regulator-domain-containing protein
Exons: 4
Coding region: 30-1001 (323 amino acids)
Biological process (GO): RNA processing; mRNA 5'-splice site recognition
Molecular function (GO): RNA binding
Source: RefSeq, a predicted model, not a curated record